This is a messenger RNA of Fusarium falciforme, 1362 nucleotides long. Its product is annotated as MFS domain-containing protein. Gene Ontology annotation, biological process: transmembrane transport; carbohydrate transport. Gene Ontology annotation, molecular function: carbohydrate:proton symporter activity. The record is from RefSeq and is a predicted model, not a curated record. The transcript has 6 exons. Lineage: Eukaryota; Fungi; Ascomycota; Sordariomycetes; Hypocreales; Nectriaceae. Bases 1 to 1362 code for a protein of 453 amino acids. Gene Ontology annotation, cellular component: membrane.
AUGUCACAUGACGAGCUUAGGAUCAAGGACUUAUAUCCUGACCUGGGCAAACCUUGGUGGCGCGUCCCCCAUCUCCUGAAACUGAAUGCCCUCCUGAUCGCCCCCUUUCUGACAAGUUACGUCGGAGGUUACGACGGCUCGGUCCUUGAUUGGAUGCAGACAGUGUCUGUGUGGCAGGAGGAUCUUAAACAUCCCAAGGGAGGCAUCCUCGGCCUUAUGGUGACCAUGCAGGUCAUUGGUGGCAUUGCUUGCCUGCCUUUUGCACCUUUUGCAGCUGACGUCUUUGGACGUCGUCACCCUGUUGCCUCUGCUGGAAGAUUCUUUAUCGGCGUUGGAGGCAGCUUUGCGGCGGUUUCUGCUGCUCCACUAAUUGCAGAGCUGAGUUAUCCCACUCAUCGUGCUAUCUUUACGGCAGUGUAUAACACUAGCUGGUACCUUGGCUCAAUCGUUGCUGCCUGGGCUCUCGUCUCCAUCAUUCAGAUUUUCACCAUCUACUUUGCGCCCGAGAGUCCUCGAUGGCUGAUUGCCAAUGACCAAACCGAAGAGGCUUCUCGAAUCCUGAGCAAGUACCACGCCGGAUCUGAUGAACCAAAUGAGCUGGUUCGGUUCGAAGUGGCUGAAAUCACGGCUGCCAUUGAGUUUGAACAGGGAAACAUCCACCGGUUCGCCAUUACCGUGCUGCUUGGUUUCAUCAUUCAAUGGUGCGGCAACAGUCUGAUCUCUUCCUAUCUCAUUCUGAUCCUCAACAACAUUGGCAUCACGAACCCAGAGACACAGAACUUGAUCAAUGGAGGUCUUCAAAUCUACAACAUGGUGGUUGCGACUACUGCCGCAUGCCUGGUUGACCGCCUCGGUGAACGAUUCCUCUUUUUGCUUUCCACAAAUGGCAUGAUGUUCUCUUUCGUCACCUGGAUUAUCCUCUCUGCUCGUAACCAGCAGCUCGACUAUGAGAAGAAGGGUCUCAGCAUCGGAGUUGUUGCCAUGGUUUUCAUCUUUUAUGCAUUCUACAACUUUGCCAUGAAUCCCCUUCCGAUUGCCUACCUGGUCGAAGUCCUCCCUUACACGUUGCGAGCCAAGGGUCAACCAUAUUCAACUUGGCCCAGUUCUCCAGCUCACUGUUCAACGGAUUCGUCAACCCUGUCUGCAUGGAAGCCUUGGGAUGGAGGUAUUAUAUCGUCUUUGCCUGCGCACUUGCUCUCUGGAGUUCAAGACAUCACGAUGUAUGCCGCGGAUUGGGAGGAUUCGGGCCAUGCAGAUACUGAAGUACCGAGCAAGAGAGUAGCUAGUUCUGAACGAAGCUUUUGGGAGCGACGCGACUUGAUUCCCAUUCUUUCCCUGCAACGUGGACAGCCGUUGGAUUGA